AUGGCCUCGGCGGCGGCGGGCGAAGCGGAAGAGACCACCCGGCUGCGCAAGCCGCGCUUCUCGUUCGAGGAGAACCAGAUCUUGAUCCGUGAGGUGCGCGCCCACUACCCGCAGCUCUACGGCGCGCAGAGCCGUCGGGUGAGCGUGGCAGAGCGGCGGCGUGUGUGGGACGGCAUCGCCGCCAAGAUCAACGGCAUCACCAGCUGGAAGCGCACCGGCCAAGAGGUGCAGAAGCGCUGGAAUGACUUCAAGCGCCGCACCAAGGAGAAGCUGGCCCGCGUGCCGCACUCCACGCAGGGCGCCGGGCCUGCCGCCGAGGACGCCUUCACCGCGGAGGAGGAGACCAUUUUUGCCAUCCUGGGGCCGGGCGUGGCGGGGCCAGGAGCUGGUGCAGGGGCCGAGCCUCCCUCCGGGGCGGCUUCCUCACAGCCGCCGGCCCCGAGUGCCGGCACCCAACGCUACGUGUUGUCCGAGGACCGCAGGGAGGACCGCCGGGCAGAUACACCAGCCCACAGCAAGGGGGGCUCCAGCAGCCCCGAGCAGUGGGCCCGGCCCUCCUGCAGUCCCCAGGAAGGGGGCUGCCCGCCACACAAGGAGCGUGAGUCCCCGCCCCCUCCAGCCCUGCAGACGGUCCAGCUGCCCCGCCUGGCCUUGUCUCCACCGCCCCCAGCCCCUCCGCCGCAGCCACCACCCCAGCCACCUCAGCAGGUGCAUGUGGCACCCUCGUCCCCCAGCCCACCACCUCCUCCGCUGCCACCACCCACGCCCUCGGCCUCAGACCCCUCCCUGGACUUCCUGCGGGCUCAGCAGGAGACUGCCAACGCCAUCCGGGAGCUGGCUGGCACCCUGCAGCAGGGACUGGCCAAACUGAGUGAGGCCCUCAGCGCCCUACUGCCCCUUCUGCCCGGAACGGCCGUGGACAGGCUGCCCCCGCCUCUGCCCCCGCCCCCGCCCCCGCCCCCACCCCCCAGGCCCCUCCUGCCCCCGCCUACCCCCAAAGCCGAGAUCACCCCAGAGCCGGUGUCCGUGGUAGCUGCUGUGGUGGACAGAGCGGUGGUCGCAGCCAGGGGGGUGAUCAUCGCCCCUAGGAGUGAGGAGGGGACCCCCCGGCCACCCCCAGCCCCGCUUCCUCCCCACGACUCACCCCCACACAAGAGGAGGAAAGGCUUCCCUACGCGGAAGAGGCGGGGGCGAUGGAAAUCUCCGUGA
This is a messenger RNA of Neomonachus schauinslandi (Hawaiian monk seal), 1209 nucleotides long. It is a transcript of the gene MYPOP, whose product is annotated as Myb related transcription factor, partner of profilin. Gene Ontology annotation, cellular component: nucleus. Gene Ontology annotation, biological process: regulation of transcription by RNA polymerase II. Gene Ontology annotation, molecular function: DNA-binding transcription factor activity, RNA polymerase II-specific; RNA polymerase II cis-regulatory region sequence-specific DNA binding. The record is from RefSeq and is a predicted model, not a curated record. NCBI's taxonomy places the organism in Eukaryota, Metazoa, Chordata, Mammalia, Carnivora, Phocidae.